CGUUAUCCCAUAUGGAGGGCAUCUCGUAGCACAUGUUUAUGUGAUGUGACCCUUCGUAGCUAUGUGCGUGGGAAGUCACCCAAACCUAGCGUGCCGUGGCGGAGAUGUGAUUAUGUGUACAUCCCUAUCAACAAUGGAGGCGCGCAUUGGUUGGCAGCAUGUGUGGACUUGAAGGCUCGACAUAUUGAUUUAUACGAUCCAAAUAUGGGAAAUAAAUAUGUCCAGAAUAAAGAGUUGAACAAUGCGGAAUGCCUUACGUAUAUGCUGCCUUACCUAUUGAAGGAUGGGGGAUAUUACGAGAAGAAUCCGGACGUGCCUCCCACUUUAGAACCAUUCACGAUGACCAUGAUCAAAGAUGCACCCCGCCAAGAUAAUGGGGGUGAUUGUGGCGUCUACGCUUUGAAAUUUAUUGAAUACAAGAGUAGUGAGGAGAAUCUUUCAUUUGGCCCGCAAGACAUUAUGUUUUUUAGAAAAAAAUAUGCUAUUGAUUUGUACUUUAAUAAACUUUCAAUGUAGAUCGUAUGUUUAAUGUUAUGACACUCUAUACUAAUG
Ziziphus jujuba (common jujube) is the source of this 552-nucleotide messenger RNA. Its product is annotated as putative ubiquitin-like-specific protease 1B. The record is from RefSeq and is a predicted model, not a curated record. The transcript is spliced from 3 exons. Lineage: Eukaryota; Viridiplantae; Streptophyta; Magnoliopsida; Rosales; Rhamnaceae. Gene Ontology annotation, molecular function: cysteine-type peptidase activity. The coding region runs from base 205 to 516 and encodes 103 amino acids. Gene Ontology annotation, biological process: proteolysis.